Cucurbita moschata (crookneck pumpkin) is the source of this 851-nucleotide messenger RNA. Its product is annotated as auxin-responsive protein SAUR21-like. NCBI's taxonomy places the organism in Eukaryota, Viridiplantae, Streptophyta, Magnoliopsida, Cucurbitales, Cucurbitaceae. The record is from RefSeq and is a predicted model, not a curated record. Bases 149 to 442 code for a protein of 97 amino acids. The transcript has a single exon. Gene Ontology annotation, biological process: response to auxin.
UCUCCUCUCCAGUUCCUAGCUUAUAAAUAUACAUAAGAACUAAAGCCAUUCACAUCCAACAAGUACUCUAUUUCCUACAUCAAAUUCAGAAUCAACCAGAACACCAUUCAAAGUCAGUCACCCCUCUUGUUUCGAGGAAACUUUCGAUAUGGGAAUCCGUUUGCCAUCGAUUCUUCUUAAUGCCAAGCAGAUUCUGAAAACGCAAGCUCUAUCUACAAGAAAUCAAUCUGGUGUUCCCAAAGGCCACAUUGCAGUCUAUGUGGGAGAGAUUCAAAGGAAGAGAUUUGUGGUACCUAUAUCAUACUUGAAGCAUCCUUCUUUUGUAGAUCUACUCAAUAGAUCAGAAGAGGAAUUUGGAUUUCGCCAUCCAAUGGGCGGCUUGACGAUUCCAUGCAGAGAAGAUGCUUUCAUAAAUCUCACUGCUAGGCUGCAUAGAUCAUGAAAGUUGGAAGAACAAAAAUGAAAUGUUCUUGAUCACAGUUUUGCGACCUCCAGAUUUAGGAAGUAGAGUAGGAUAAUACUGUACAGUGACUUGGUUGUUUCAGCAAUGGAAAUUACAUUAUUCUAUUACAAAAAGAAAUUCUCUUCAUCUCAUUAAUUCCAUUUUUAUUAGUUACUUGUUUUUCUCUCGCUCCUUUAACAUAACUGAAGAGGGUUCAGCUUCAUAAUCUCACAAGUCUACGUAGUUUUAGGAUUAUUGUUACCUACCGUGAGAGAAAAAUAGCAAGGGAGAAUAAAUAGAAAGAACAUACCAGAAAAGUUAUGUUAAAUCACCAAUCAACUAAAAAGUUUAAGCGGAUGGGUUAUGAUAAAUUUAGUUGUAUCAAUACUUCACCACUCCCCCUCCCUGU